This is a messenger RNA of Megalops cyprinoides (Indo-Pacific tarpon), 2111 nucleotides long. Its product is annotated as sodium/hydrogen exchanger 9B2. The record is from RefSeq and is a predicted model, not a curated record. Gene Ontology annotation, cellular component: membrane. Gene Ontology annotation, biological process: proton transmembrane transport. The transcript has 13 exons. The coding region runs from base 100 to 1725 and encodes 541 amino acids. Gene Ontology annotation, molecular function: antiporter activity. Lineage: Eukaryota; Metazoa; Chordata; Actinopteri; Elopiformes; Megalopidae.
UCUCGGCCCAAGGCCAGCUCAUAAGUAAGAAUGCGACGGGACAGUUAUUCUGGCAUAAAAUAAAGUUAAACCUGUGCGCUAGUACUCCUCGGGGAUGCCAUGGGCGAGCCGUGCGCUACGACUGUGGAGGACGGACCGGCAGCUGUCGCUAACCAUGCCGAGAUGAACAUGAAGCAGAUGGAGGUGGUCGCCAAGCGGUCGGAGAGCCCCGUCGCAACGGAGGAGACGGUCUUCAUCAAGAGGAACGCGCGGGAUGCCGAGACCAACACGGAGCCGACCAAAUGCUGCGGGAGGCUGCGGGAGGCCUGCCCCUGCCCGCCCAGAGGCCUGCUGGCCUCCCUCGUAACCAAAGUGGCCAUGGCUGCGGUGCUGUUCGGGGUGGUGUGGUCCGUCACCGAAACGGAGUGCCUGCCGGGGGGGAACCUGUUUGGCAUCACCGUGCUUUUUAUCUGCGCCGUGGCGGGCGGCAAAAUCGUGGGGUGCAUCCGGAUACCCAGGCUGCCCCCCUUCCCCCCGCUGCUGGGAAUGCUGCUGGCCGGCUUCAUUCUGCGCAACACCCCCGUGGUGACAGACGCCGUUCACAUUGAUUUCCGCUGGUCGGCCUCGCUGAGGAACAUCGCCCUGGCCAUCAUCCUAUCCCGGGCGGGGCUGGGGUUGGACGCCUCGGCCCUGAAGAAGCUGAAGAUGGUGUGUCUGCGGGUGGCGGUAGGACCCUGCACCAUAGAGGCCUGUACCGUGGCUGUGGCCUCACACUUCCUCAUGGGCCUGCCCUGGAUAUGGGGCUUCAUCCUGGGGUUCGUGCUGGGCGCAGUGUCCCCGGCGGUGGUGGUCCCCUCCAUGCUGCUCUUGCAGAAGGACGGCUACGGCGUGGAUCAGGGUGUGCCCACGCUGCUCAUGGCGGCCGGCAGCUUCGACGACGUCCUGGCCAUCACCGGCUUCACCACCUGCAUGGGCAUGGCCUUCGCCACAGGCUCCACUUGGUAUAACCUGCUGAGGGGGGUGCUGGAGGUGGUGGGGGGCAUCGUUGCCGGAGUGAUCCUGGGCUUCUUCGUGCGAUUCUUCCCCAGCAAAGACCAGAAAAGUCUGGUGGUGAAACGCUCCUUCCUGCUCCUGGGUCUCUGCGUCUUCGCCGUCUUUGCCAGCAACGUGGCGGGUUUCCCCGGCUCGGGCGGCCUGUGCACGCUGGUGCUGGCCUUCCUGGCGGGACUGGGCUGGGGCGAGGCGAAGGCCGCUGUGGAGGAGGUGGUGGGCGGAGCCUGGGAGGUCUUCCAGCCGCUGCUCUUCGGCCUGAUUGGGGCAGAAAUAACCAUCUCCACCCUGGAUCCCAUUACAGUGGGGCUGGGUCUGGCGGCCCUCACGAUAGCGCUGACCGUUAGAAUUCUCUUCACCUUCCUCAUGGUGAUGUGCGCUGGCUUCAACUUCAAGGAGAAGGUCUUCAUCGCCCUGGCCUGGGUUCCCAAGGCAACCGUGCAGGCGGCCAUUGGCUCCACGGCGCUGGACAUCGCCCGCGGGAAGAAGGAGCAGGAGCUGGAGAAGUACGGCAUGGACGUGCUGACCGUGGCCGUUCUGGCCAUCCUGCUGACCGCCCCCGUCGGCGCCCUGGUCAUUGGCCUGACCGGACCGCGGCUGCUGCAGAGAUCCAGGGACCCCGCCGCUGGGAACACGCACCUGGGUGUGCCCCAGGAACCGCCAGAACCACCCAUGACGUACGAGAGCUCCAUCUGACACCUAGGCAACCGCCUUGGAAGGGUUGGCCGCAAGGCGCCGGAGCCAGGAAGACCCCCGGCCCGUGGAGGAAGUGACCCGAGCCAACCAACAGGAAGUGACCCGCAAACCCCCACGCCAACCCCCUUCCUCCUAACCCGCCCUUCUUUGCUGUUCAGUCCUGGGCACCGCCACCCAGAUACUGCCGGCAAGUCCAUGCGUACGUACAGCCACUGGUAACACCAGCUGGGUGAAUCAGUUCCCAAGGGUGAAGCCAACACUUAAAAAACACAACCCUCUGUCAAGCACCUGCACUAUGGCCAAUCAGUAUCAGUUCAGACACCCCACUUAUAACCCCAUACACUCUCCACAGAUGGCAUCGAGGAGAUUAAACAUCUAGCGUCUAU